CAACAGAGCUGACCAAGAAGCCUUCGGAAUCAAAGGUUAUCGCCAUGUCAGCAGCGGCUCGUUAAGGAUGGCAGACACUUCCGCGGGUCGGAUUAAGUAUAAGACAGCUCCCGAGCGCAGUGGAUGGUACACGUCUUUUCGGUUGCGCUGACCGCAGGGCUACUCCUCAGUCGGAGUGUUACGGGGCAGACUAUGCCCUUCGACGCUCGCGAAGCUACGAUAGAUUCCGUUCACCAUGCUGUUUAUUCUGGCCUUUCAACGUGCCGAGAAGUUGCCUCCUCCUUCAUCGCACGCAUCGAGGCGUUCAACAGCCGCACCAAUGCUGUCAUCACGCUCAAUCCCAACGCUCUCGCAAUAGCGGAUUCCCUGGACGAAUCUCUUGCUGCUGGAAACGCUACAGGGCCAUUGUUCUGUGUCCCCAUCCUGCUCAAGGAUAAUUAUGACACUGCGGAUAUGCCAACCACGGGUGGAAAUCUAGCUUUGAACGACUCCAGGCCGACGGAGGACGCGCCGAGCGUCGUUGCAUUCAAGAAUGCUGGCGCAAUUAUCCUGGGGAAGGCGAAUUUGCACGAGCUGGCAUUGGAGGGACUCAGUGUGUCUUCUUUGGGUGGGCAGACGAUUAACCCGUAUGAUGCUACUCGUACGCCGGGUGGAAGCUCAGGAGGAACUGGCGCAGCAGUAGCGUCUUCGUUCUGUGUUUUCGGAACCGGGACGGAUACUGUGAAUUCGUUGAGGAGUCCGGCGUCCGCAAACUCACUGUUUAGCAUUCGGCCUACACGCGGUUUGAUCACGAGGACCGGCAUUAUUCCCAUCUCUUACACGCACGACGUUAUUGGCCCCAUCGCUCGUUCUAUUAAGGACGUAGCCGUUGCUCUGACUGUCAUGGCAACUACUGGCUACGACGUUGCUGAUAACGCAACGGCACUUGUUCCCUCCGCAAACCGUAACGUCGACUACGCCGCCUCCCUAUCUACUAGCACGCUCAAAGGCGCCCGAUUAGGUGUGCUAAACGGUUUCUUCAACCGAACCGCUUCUCCAGAAGUCACCCCCGUCAGCGACGCCAUGGACUCUUUCAUGCAGAAGCUAGAGUCCGCAGGCGCAACUCUGGUCCCUAUCAACGAAAGUAUCUACAACGCGACCGCCAUCCAAGCGGCCUACGAUGUCCAGCGGUUCGAGUACCGCGAGCUCAUGGACCAGUACCUGCAGCGCCCUUCGUUGUCCGGCGAACAUCCACACACGCUGAACGAACUGUAUAGUCUAAAAGCAGGGAACGGUUCAGAAGGAGAGUUCCUUGUCAUACCAGCGCAGUACGAAUACGUAAACACUGCUCUAGUCUCCUCAACAGCAAACGCAACAUACAACGACCGCAUGACCGGGAUCCGCAACCUCACCCUCGCACUCCAAUCCACAUUCAUCUCCAACAACCUUGACGCACUCAUCUACCCCGAGCAAAAGAACCUCGUCGUGAAAAUCGGAUCGCCGUCGCAAUCUGGUCGGAAUGGGAUUCUCGCGGCGCUUACAGGUAGUCCCGUAGUCACUGUUCCAGCGGGUUUUAGCGAGCCGAGCGAGGAGGCGCCCGUUGGCGUCCCGAUUGGGAUGGAGAUUUUGGGGCGGCCGUGGAGCGAGGAGAAGCUGCUAGGGAUCGGGUAUCAGAUUGAGAUGUUGACGCAUGUGAGGAGGCCACCGGUGUGGGCGAUGGAGAGUGUGGAGGUGGGCGCGUAUGAGGAAGUGCCGAUAGUGCGGCCGGAUGCGGGAAAUGUCGCGAGUGUGUAUCCGUUGGGGACGUUGUAGGUGGACAUUGGAGCUGUUAUCAGUUUGUGAGAACAGAGACCCGAAUUUAU
Trematosphaeria pertusa is the source of this 1841-nucleotide messenger RNA. Its product is annotated as amidase signature enzyme. The transcript is spliced from 2 exons. The record is from RefSeq and is a predicted model, not a curated record. The coding region runs from base 193 to 1791 and encodes 532 amino acids. NCBI's taxonomy places the organism in Eukaryota, Fungi, Ascomycota, Dothideomycetes, Pleosporales, Trematosphaeriaceae.